GAAGUCUCUCUAGCCGCGCCGCGUCGCUAUGGUAGAGUGGGCGGGACCAGGGGAAAGAUGGCGGCCUCCGCAGCGGCCGCUGAGCCGCAGGCUUCGGCGGGUCCUCGACCCCCAGUGUGUUUGUUGGUGUUGGGAAUGGCGGGAUCUGGGAAAACCACCUUCGUACAGAGGCUCACGGGACACCUGCAUUGCCAAAACUCUCCACCUUAUGUAAUCAACCUGGACCCAGCUGUGCAUGAAGUUCCCUUUCCUGCCAAUAUUGAUAUUCGUGACACUGUGAAGUAUAAAGAAGUCAUGAAACAAUAUGGACUGGGGCCCAAUGGUGGCAUAGUGACCUCACUCAAUCUCUUUGCUACCAGAUUUGAUCAGGUGAUGAAAUUUAUUGAGAAGGCCCAGAACAUGUCUAAAUAUGUCUUGAUUGACACACCUGGACAGAUUGAAGUAUUCACUUGGUCAGCCUCUGGGACAAUCAUCACUGAGGCCCUGGCAUCCUCAUUUCCAACGAUUGUCAUUUAUGUAAUGGACACAUCGAGAAGUUCCAACCCAGUGACCUUCAUGUCCAAUAUGCUCUAUGCCUGCAGCAUCUUGUACAAAACCAAGCUGCCUUUCAUUGUGGUCAUGAAUAAAACUGACAUCAUUGAUCACAGCUUUGCAGUGGAGUGGAUGCAAGAUUUUGAGGCUUUCCAAGAUGCUUUGAAUCAAGAGACUACAUACGUCAGUAACCUGACCCGUUCAAUGAGCCUGGUGUUGGAUGAGUUUUACAGCUCACUAAGGGUGGUGGGUGUGUCUGCUGUUGCGGGUACAGGCUUGGAUGAAUUCUUUGUGCAAGUCACCAGUGCUGCAGAAGAAUAUGAAAGGGAGUAUCGACCUGAAUAUGAACGUCUGAAGAAAUCACUGGCCAGUGCACAGAGCCGGCAGCAGAAAGAACAACUGGAACGCCUUCGGAAAGAUAUGGGCUCUGUAGCCUUGGACUCAGGGACUGCCACAGAUAGCUUAUCUCCUGCGCGGGACCCUUCUGACUUGAUCCUGACUCGGGGAACCUUGGAUGAAGAGGACGAGGAAGCAGACAGUGACACUGAUGAUAUUGACCACAGAGUUACAGAGGAAAGCCAUGAAGAGCCAGCAUUCCAGAAUUUUAUGCAAGAAUCAAUGGCACAGUACUGGAAGAGAAACAACAAAUAGUUGCUAGAAGUCCCAAAGUUUGGAACUCUGUGAAGCAGCUGUCCUGACUUCUGAUUGACGCUUAAUAUAAAGGACAAUGUGUUCAGAACAGCAGCUUCUUACUAGGGAAAUCGGGCUCAGAUGAUGCGAGGGAUACAUGUUUGGACCUGGCACAUAAAUGCCGAUUCCUCUUGACCUUUCCCUGGGACUUUCGCAAGGAAGGAUAUUCUGCCUGUUCUUGGAUGCUGAUACUCCUUCGGGUGUAUAACUUCAAGCUUUAUCAUUUGAAUUCAAGUACUUUUUCUGCUGACAGAUGGAAUAUAGAGAGCUUAUUGUUCACUUCAGAUCUCUAUUAUUAGGCUGGAUCUAUAGCCUCUACUUCCAUGGCAUCUUGCCGUUGACCCACGAGUUACUCUCCUUUUAGCAGAAAGAGAGAGGGGAAAUACGAGCUUGUCCAGAGUGGCAGCGGAGUCUCCUUGGCGACCAAUCAAUGUUGGUAUGAAAUGUGCCUCACACUGGGUAGCUCAUUACAGGACACCAGGUUUGUUGAAGAAAGUAGGCAAAAUGAUAAGAAUUCUGCUUUCAAUGGUGACUUGGAUAAAGAGUUUUGAAUUUUAA
Messenger RNA from Hipposideros armiger (great roundleaf bat), 1779 nucleotides. It is a transcript of the gene GPN1, whose product is annotated as GPN-loop GTPase 1. Gene Ontology annotation, molecular function: ATP hydrolysis activity; GTPase activity. The transcript is spliced from 14 exons. Lineage: Eukaryota; Metazoa; Chordata; Mammalia; Chiroptera; Hipposideridae. The record is from RefSeq and is a predicted model, not a curated record. Bases 58 to 1182 code for a protein of 374 amino acids.